CACUCUCUCUCUCUCUGCGCAAAUGCAACUCCAUCGCCAUAGCCAUAGCCAUAGCCAUAGCCAAAGCUCGAGUUUCCAUCGCUUCCACUCGCGCCGCCACCGACACGCCGGCCCGAGCUCGCUCGGCUGAGCCGCCGCCAUCCGCCGCCAUGGGCAAGGCCUCCAAGUGGUUCCGCAGCCUCCUGGGCCUCAGGAAGACCGACUCGCCCCAUCCUCCGCCGCCGGCGAAGCAGCCUCCGCCGCCGCCGCCUCCUCAUGCUGCCCCCGGCCGGGAGAAGCGGCGUUGGAGCUUCGUCAAGUCGCACCGGGACAGGGACGGCGGCCACCGCCAUCAGCGCUACGGCUCGUACUCCUCCUCCGCUUCCGCCUCGGCGGCCGCGGCGCGCUCGGAGGAGCUCGCCGCGGAUCCGAACAAGCGCGCCAUCGCCGUCGCGGCGGCCAGCGCGGCGGCCGCGGAGGCGGCGGUCAUGGCCGCGCGCGCCGCGGCGGAGGUGGUGCGGCUGACGAGCAGCGGGAGGUGCGCAGACGGCGGCUGCGCCGGCGGCGGCGGGAGUUGUGCGGCGGUCAGGGAGGAGGUCGCGGUGCUCAAGAUCCAGUCGGCAUUCCGAGGCUAUCUGGCAAGGCGAGCGCUGCGAGCAUUAAAGGGACUGGUCAAGAUUCAAGCACUGGUGAGAGGGCACAUCGAGAGGAAGCGAACUGCUCAAUUGGUGCGCAAAAUGCAAGCCGUGUUGCGAGCCCAGGCUCGGGCACGUGCCGAGAGGGCCCAGGUGUCUGAAUCUUCACAAUCAAGCAGCAAGUCCUCUCACUUUCACCACCCUGGUCCCGCUACUCCUGAAAAAUCAGAGUAUGUGGUUCGAAGCAAGAGUUCAAGACAGGAUCAGUCACCGGUUCUCCGGAGGAAUGGUUCCAGAGCAAGUGGCAGGAUUGUUGGAUUUCAAGAAAGAGCACCCUUGGGCCGCAAUUGGUCGGAGCGUCGGGUCGAUGAGAGACUGGGGGAUCAACGGGGACUUUCAGCGAACAGUGGGCAUGCGGAUGAUGAGAAAAGUGAUAAGAUCCUAGAAAUUGAUCCAGGGAAACCCUCCUUCACACCCAAGCGCCGAAGUCUUGUACAGUCGUCUCGGCACGCGUUGCCUUCAGACCAAGCGAGUCAUAGCUACACCACUUCAAAAGACUCGACGGCGCGCCAAACGGUUCCUAGCCCCUCUUCGUGUGAGGUGCAAUCUCCAAGCCCGGUGGAUUUCUCUCAUGAGGUGGAGGAAGGCGCAUUCUGCACUGCCGAUAACAGCCCCCAAUUCUAUUCGGCGUCUUCUAGGGGCGGUAGUUCUAGGAGAAGCCCGUUCACUCCCACCAAGAGCGAUGGCUCGAGAAGCUACUUAAGCGGCUACUCAGACCACCCCAACUACAUGGCUUACACCGAAUCUUCGAAGGCCAAGGUCAGGUCAAUGAGCGCCCCUAAACAGCGGCCUCACUUCGAGAAAUCUAGUUCUGCGAAGAGGCAUUCUAUACACGGUUUCGGCGAAUCGAGGUCCAUCUCACAGAAGGUCUUGUCCUUGCACUCGAGUUUCGCGAACAAAGCAUAUCCAGGGUCCGGUCGCUUGGACAGGCUUGGGAUGCCAGUUAGAGGCGACGGGUACGGAUAUAGAUAUUAGAGGUGACGGGCACGGUCUUUUCGUUGCUGGCAUGUAUCAAACUAUCUUAGAAUUGAAGUAGUCACCAUUAGGGUAGGUCUUCAUAUCUAACCGAAGCCUGUGUUAUAUCGGUUAUCCGACAGGGUCAUCAUUGCUCUAGAGAGCUUCUAGUUUAGUUUGCACGGUUUUUUAAUCUAACUUCCGCGACUCUGCUACAUUUGUUCUACCAAGUAUUAGGAAUCCACAAUUGUCAAGGAAGAUAUCACUUUUAAUAGGAAUUACGCAACUUUCUUUUACCGCA
Messenger RNA from Syzygium oleosum, 1929 nucleotides. Its product is annotated as protein IQ-DOMAIN 22. The record is from RefSeq and is a predicted model, not a curated record. NCBI's taxonomy places the organism in Eukaryota, Viridiplantae, Streptophyta, Magnoliopsida, Myrtales, Myrtaceae. The transcript is spliced from 4 exons. Bases 150 to 1649 code for a protein of 499 amino acids. Gene Ontology annotation, molecular function: protein binding.